Impatiens glandulifera is the source of this 683-nucleotide messenger RNA. Its product is annotated as kirola-like. NCBI's taxonomy places the organism in Eukaryota, Viridiplantae, Streptophyta, Magnoliopsida, Ericales, Balsaminaceae. The record is from RefSeq and is a predicted model, not a curated record. The transcript has 2 exons. Bases 45 to 515 code for a protein of 156 amino acids. Gene Ontology annotation, biological process: defense response.
AUCAACUAAAACAACUUCUCUCUCUAUAAUAUUGAUCAUUGAUAAUGGCUAAUACUGAUUUACAGAAGUUGGUGAAUCAAGUGGAGAUCAAAUCGGACGGUGAUGUAUUUCAUGAAAUAUUCAGGGAAAGGCCUCACCACAUCUCCACCAUGUCUCCUUCAUUGAUUCAAAACGUGGAUAUUCACGAUGGUCAUGAUUGGGGAACUGUUGGAUCUAUCAUCUACUGGAAUUACACUCAUGAUGGUAAGGAGAAGGUGGCAAAGGAUAUAAUAAGAGAAAUAAAUGAGGAGAAGAAAUUGGUGAAGUAUGAAAUUGUAGAUGGUGAUAUAAAAGAACAUUACAAAACAUUUUUUGCCACUGUUCAUGUAGACACUGAGGGUGAGAAUAAUCUUGUUACAUGGACAUUUGAAUAUGAGAAAUUGAACGAGGAUGUAGAGGAUCCCACCUCCCUCAUGGAUUUUUGCAUUACUUUGACAAAGGAUAUCGAGACUCAUCAUCUGUCGCCAACUAAAUAAUUAAUAUGAUAGUAAGAAUCAAAUGGCAUGUAUGGCCAUGGUUGUGUGUGGUUGAAUUAUAAUUAUGUUAUAAAUAAAUUGAGAAGGUUGUCUAUUUUGUUGUAAAACAUGAUGUUUGUGAUCCUAUAGUGUAUUUUAUCGAUAAUAAAGGUUUUGAAAAUCUGAAAU